Molecule: messenger RNA, 2050 nt
Organism: Eutrema salsugineum
Lineage: Eukaryota; Viridiplantae; Streptophyta; Magnoliopsida; Brassicales; Brassicaceae
Product: endoglucanase 19
Exons: 9
Coding region: 1-1881 (626 amino acids)
Biological process (GO): carbohydrate metabolic process
Molecular function (GO): hydrolase activity, hydrolyzing O-glycosyl compounds; carbohydrate binding
Source: RefSeq, a predicted model, not a curated record
AUGGGUUCUAAAUCCACCAUUUCAAUUCUUCUUCUUCUCCUUCUUCUUGGGUUAGCUCAGUUCGCAGUUUCAGGGCACGACUAUAAGCAAGCUCUUAGCAAAAGCAUUCUCUUCUUUGAAGCUCAGAGAUCAGGACACCUCCCUCCCAACCAGAGAGUUUCAUGGCGAUCUCACUCCGGUCUUAACGACGGCAAAUCCAGCGGCGUGGAUCUAGUAGGAGGAUAUUACGACGCCGGAGACAAUGUGAAAUUUGGUCUUCCGAUGGCUUUCACGGUGACGACAAUGUGUUGGAGCAUCAUUGAAUACGGUGGCCAGCUUGAAUCUAACGGUGAACUUGGCAAUGCCAUUGACGCCGUUAAGUGGGGAACUGAUUAUUUCAUCAAAGCCCAUCCUGAACCUAACGUCCUUUACGGAGAGGUGGGAGAUGGCAAGUCGGACCAUUAUUGUUGGCAAAGGCCAGAGGAAAUGACCACUGACCGUCGGGCUUACAAGAUCGACCGGAAUAACCCCGGUUCGGAUCUCGCCGGAGAAACCGCUGCCGCAAUGACUGCAGCUUCCAUAGUUUUCCGCCGCUCUGAUCCAUCAUACUCUGCCGAGCUACUCCGCCACGCUCAUCAGCUAUUUGAAUUCGCGGACAAAUACAGGGGGAAAUAUGACAGCAGCAUCACCGUGGCACAGAAGUACUAUCGCUCCGUUAGCGGUUACAAUGAUGAAUUACUGUGGGCUGCUGUGUGGUUAUACCAAGCGACAAAUGAUAAAUAUUACUUGGAUUACCUCGGUAAAAACGGCGACUCGAUGGGCGGUACGGGCUGGUCGAUGACCGAGUUUGGUUGGGACGUUAAAUACGCCGGCGUUCAAACCCUUGUCGCUAAGGUUUUGAUGCAAGGAAAAGCUGGAGAACACACGGCCGUGUUCGAAAGGUACCAACAGAAAGCUGAACAGUAUAUGUGUUCACUGUUGGGUAAAAGCACGAAGAACAUUCAGAAAACUCCCGGCGGUUUGAUUUUCCGGCAACGGUGGAACAAUAUGCAGUUUGUCACGAGUGCCUCCUUCUUGGCUUCUGUUUACUCCGAUUAUCUCUCUUCCUCCAAAAGAAACCUCCGUUGUUCUCAAGGAAACAUUUCUCCAUCACAACUCCUAGAUUUCUCUAAAUCACAGGUGGAUUACAUUCUCGGAGACAACCCAAGAGCGACGAGCUACAUGGUAGGAUACGGACAAAACUAUCCUCGGCAAGUUCAUCACCGUGGUUCGUCCAUUGUCUCCUUUAAAGUCGAUCAAAAGUUUGUAACUUGUCGAGGUGGUUAUGCCACGUGGUACAGUCGAAAAGGAAGCGAUCCAAAUGUCUUGACCGGAGCUCUAGUGGGUGGACCCGACGCCUACGAUAACUUUGCCGACCAACGGGACAAUUACGAGCAAACCGAACCAGCGACUUACAACAACGCGCCUCUUCUUGGUGUACUAGCCCGGUUAAUUUCCGGUUCGACCGGUUUUGACCAACUACUUCCUGGUGUUAGUCCGACUCCGAGUCCGGUUAUCAUAAAACCAGCACCGGUACCGAAAAGAAAACCAACUACGCCUCCUGCUUCGUCUCCUAGUCCCAUUACCAUAUCGCAGAAGAUGACGAACUCAUGGGUUAACGAACGUAAGGUUUACUACCGAUACUCAACGAGAUUAACCAAUAGAUCUACAAAAACGUUGAAGAAUCUGAAGAUAUCAAUCACCAAGCUCUAUGGUCCAAUAUGGGGCGUGGCGAAAACCGGAAAUUCAUUUGGUUUUCCAUCAUGGAUGCAAUCGUUACCUGCAGGUCAAAGCAUGGAAUUUGUCUAUAUUCACUCAGCUUCUCCAGCAAAUAUUUUGGUUUCUAAAUAUUCUUUGGAGUGAGUAUAAGUGAUUUGAGUGUGUGAAACCGGUUUACUAGCUUGUAAACUUGUUCAUCUACUUUUGAAAACAUUCGGUGUGGGGUAUACCGAUAAUGGUUAGAUCUUUGAGAGGGAUGAGAAAGACGGAUUCUCUAGUUUGUACACAAAGGGUGAGAUUUGAGGCUAGGAAA